This is a messenger RNA of Panicum virgatum (switchgrass), 1216 nucleotides long. RefSeq lists its product as uncharacterized. The coding region runs from base 203 to 901 and encodes 232 amino acids. Gene Ontology annotation, cellular component: plasma membrane. The record is from RefSeq and is a predicted model, not a curated record. The transcript has 2 exons. NCBI's taxonomy places the organism in Eukaryota, Viridiplantae, Streptophyta, Magnoliopsida, Poales, Poaceae.
ACCACCCCCACGUAUUUUCCGUUCGCCCCCUGCUUCUGGCAAAGCUCUGGCCCCAAACCCCGCAUUCACCUUGCCAAACUUUCCCCUCUUCCUCCGCCCGCACUUCCACCGCCGCUCCUCGCAGAUGCCCCAGUAGGCUCCAAAAAUCCAAAACCACCCCUCCCCCACGCUCCCAUCCACCCCCGGGGCGGCGCCCGGCUCCAUGACGACCCGAUCUAGCGGCGACCACCACGGCAACGCGGCGUCCUGGUACCCGCAGCGCCGCCCGCACUACGGGUACGGCGGCGGCUCCGCCUCCUUCCGCGGCUGCUGCUGCUGCCUCUUCCUGCUGCUCACCUUCCUGGCGCUCCUCGCCCUCGCGGUCGCGCUCGUCGUCGUGCUCGUGGUGAAGCCCCGCAAGCCGCAGUUCGACCUCAACCAGGUGUCCGUGCAGUACCUCCUCGUGGCCUCGCCGACGUCCCCCGCGGCGGCCCCGGCCGGCGUGCCCGGCGCCGCCUACCUCUCCCUCAACAUCACGCUGCUCUUCACCGCCGUGAACCCCAACAAGGUGGGCAUCCGGUACGGCGCCACGGCCUUCGACGUCAUGUACCACGGGGUGCCGCUCGGGGUGGCGGCGGUGCCCGGGUUCGAGCAGCCCGCGCACAGCACGCGCCUGCUCCAGACCCGCGUCAUCGUCGACCACUUCAACGUGCUCCAGGCCGACGCCCAGGAUCUCAUCCGCGACGCCGCGAUCCGUGACAGCGUCGAGCUCCGCAUCACCGGGGACGUCGGCGCCAAGAUCCUCGUGCUCGGCUUCUCCUCCCCGAAGGUCCAGGUGUCGGUGGAUUGCGCGAUCGCCAUCAGUCCGAGGAGCCAGUCGCUGAAAUACAAGCAUUGCGGCGUCGACGGGCUAAGCGUGUAGUCCCCCGGCGACGCCGACGUCGACGUCGCCGGAGCAGCAGAAGCAUAAAAAAAAUUGGAUGGAUCUGUGCGUCGAUUCUAAUCUCCCUGAUCUCUGGGUUUUGAUUUCCUUCCUGUGCGUGGGGGGCAAAUUUUGAGCUCUUACCUUAGAGGAGGUCGCUGAUUCUGUGAAUUACCACUUGGUUGCAAUUAGUAGUAUCAGUAUUACCAUGGUUAUACAUUCAUCGAUCGCCAUGAGUAAAUUGCUUAGGAGCUAAGGGAAGUGGGUGUGAAAAGGUGCGAGGAAGCGAGCAGAAUCCCGUCGCUUUUGCUGCUC